Messenger RNA from Odobenus rosmarus divergens (Pacific walrus), 855 nucleotides. RefSeq lists its product as uncharacterized. The coding region runs from base 1 to 855 and encodes 284 amino acids. The record is from RefSeq and is a predicted model, not a curated record. The transcript is spliced from 9 exons. NCBI's taxonomy places the organism in Eukaryota, Metazoa, Chordata, Mammalia, Carnivora, Odobenidae.
AUGACUGACCCUACCAGUGUUGGCAAGGAUGUGGAGAGACUGGAACAUUCCACACUGCUGGUGGAAUGCUCCAGGACGGCCAGGCUCCUCCCCAACGGCUCACAGGUUUGGGUGAGGGACACAGAGGAAGCCAGCCAGCUGCAGCGGGAGGUGGAGUGGCAGAGUUUGGAGAAGGGCGUGACAAAAGUCAGGGGAGUGGGAGGAGGUCUUCAGCCUCAUAUCUCGCCCUUGUGUGAAGCCCUCCCCAAGUCCAAGGUCCCCUGCCGGCUUUCUGGCCUCACUCCAUGCAGCUCGCCUCCUCCCGGCCCGUUCCCCAGGCCGCCCUGCUCUUGGCUUCCUCCUCCCUGGCUUGCUCUGGGCUCGGCAGCUGUGCGGGCCCUUCACCUCAGCUAUCCUUCAGACUCUAGCGUCCCAGUUACCAAAGACCACAACUUCCCGAAAGCCGUGACAAUACCGGGGCACGAAGGUAUUGUUGCCCUGGGCGGAGCUGCUGGGUUUAAAGAGCCGGAACCUACCUGGGCUGAACACAGCCCCAGCAGCCUCUCUAGAUCUGCACCCGACUCUCAGGACACUGAAGCACUGAGAGGCCUGCCUGCCUUGGAAGCCAGUGACCUGGUUGAUAAAGACAGUCCCUUCUACUAUGACUGGGAAAGCCUGCAGCUGGGCGGGAUGAUUUUUGGAGGGCUCCUGUGCAUCGCUGGAAUCCUGAUAGCCCUGAGUGAGUGGUGGGUCUCGCAGGCCGGGCCCGGGGAUUCUGAGCUGAUGCAUCCUGGGAAGAAGAAACGAGUGUGUUUCAGCAGCGGGCGUGCAUGGGCAGCCAUGGGUAAUGUGAUCGGGUUAAGAGAUGACAUCUGA